Molecule: messenger RNA, 477 nt
Organism: Metarhizium robertsii ARSEF 23
Lineage: Eukaryota; Fungi; Ascomycota; Sordariomycetes; Hypocreales; Clavicipitaceae
Exons: 2
Coding region: 1-477 (158 amino acids)
Source: RefSeq, a predicted model, not a curated record
AUGGCCUCGACCACAUUUUCUUUGGAGGUUGCAGAAAAGGCCCUCGAAGAGAAUGGCUUCUUUGAUCUAGAAGAUCCGGCUAUGGGAGAAUAUGUAGAGCAGAUGGAGCGCAGAAGCUUCCCUUUCGUCUCAGAAUAUGGUUUAGACUUUUGUAAGGAACGAGUCCUCGACGAUGAGCGUAUUACCAUCAUUAUCGAAACCGUCCUCGGGAGAUGCGCGCUGGCGCACUGGCUGAGAUACAAAGCAUACCCCGGGCACAUCGUUUGCUUUAGGGCAGGUGGUCCAAAAGCUGGUCGACGCUCGCUGCUGGUUCAACUAUGGGCCAAAGGGUCACACGUGGAAUACUACAGGGGCUCACACCUACACGAUAUGCCCAAAGAGGAGGGAGCUCGGUUGCUAUGGGAGAUCGAGCCGUCUACACUCGCUGAAGCAGGCUGUGUUGCCUUGUCGAAGGAGUUCCCAAACGGGGGCGUGUAA